AUGUUUGUUCCUUUAACAUCAGAGAUCAAGAAAACCGCAGGAGCUUUCGCUGAAGGUGGUUGGGUUGGUGCUGCUUAUUACCUCCUCUGGUAUAUGCUUGCAAGCCACAUAACUGGCGCUUUCUGGUACAUGUUCUCAGUGGAACGUAAGGAUACAUGCUUGAGAUCGGCUUGUAAAGUCGAAAUCUUCUUUUCGCGCUUCUUAUCGGGAAUAUGCAGACUUGCCUUCAAUCACUUACGGUUCAUUUAG
This is a messenger RNA of Arabis nemorensis, 249 nucleotides long. The record is from the annotation of a GenBank genome assembly. NCBI's taxonomy places the organism in Eukaryota, Viridiplantae, Streptophyta, Magnoliopsida, Brassicales, Brassicaceae.